This is a messenger RNA of Colletotrichum spaethianum, 228 nucleotides long. RefSeq lists its product as uncharacterized. The record is from RefSeq and is a predicted model, not a curated record. Lineage: Eukaryota; Fungi; Ascomycota; Sordariomycetes; Glomerellales; Glomerellaceae. The coding region runs from base 1 to 228 and encodes 75 amino acids. The transcript has a single exon.
AUGAUCGCCCGCCUCAUCGCGUGCCGUGACCGACUCCUGGAAGCCAGUGAGCGCGGCAUGGACAUUGACCGGGGACAAGACGUGGGCGCCAGCGGGCGCAACGAUCGGGAGUGGAGGAUGUGGACGCAGACUCUGCCGCCCAUCGCUUUCGAAAUUGCCAGGGAAACAAAGGAGCUGGUUCAACGAGUUGACCGGUUGGCCGGGAACGGAGACGAUGACUUCUCAUAA